AUGGCAGCAACCAAAACGAUGAGUCAACCUCUGGCUACAUCCUCGCAUAUCAAGAUCCCCGCACCGAAGUUGAAUGUAAUUAGGAACCCCUCAGGAAGGGUCAGACAGGCGGUACGAGACAACAACGUAUCGCUCCUUUCUCGUCUGCAGCAUAAAACCGACUUGCGAAACACCGAUAAGAACAGGUUGACCAGUCUGAGCUGGUCAGCUAUAGAAGGUAGUUUGGAGGUAUACGAAUGGCUUCUAUUGGAUUAUGGACAUGAUGAUCAGGAGCUCUCAAGGGACGGAGAUAACAACACGAUCCUCCAUCUUCUCGCCUCAAUCCCCUCCCUCUCAACCUCACCGUUUCAACAUCACCUUUCAGCUCACUCCACUUCCCUCCCAACUAAAGUCGACACGAGGUCAUACGAAGUCAAGUCCAACAUCAGUCUGCGUAUGACCGAACUAUAUUUCACCCUAUUCCCAUUUCUGUUAGAUUGGUCCAACUCAGGUGGAAAGACGGCAUUGCACGUCGCAGCGCAAUGCGGGAACUGGCGAUUUAUCGAUUUACUCUGUUCCCUAGGUGGUGAUCUGAACCUAACCGAUUUGCAGGGUAAUACCCCAUUACAUUAUGCCAGUGCUUGGGGUCAUCUGGAUACUAUUCGAGUUAUACUUGAAAAUACCACCACGGGAAGUAGUCGGUCGAGUUCAAACUUGUUGGCGAUAAGGAAUUUUGAAGGUUUCACAGCUUUGGAUUUCGCUUAUAACACUCAGAUAUUGUUUGAAAUUCAAAAUAUUCAAAGAGAAUUAUAUCAAAGGAGGAAAGAGGAGAAGUCGUCCAAUAAUACCAAUUACAACCAGAAUGACAGUGGUCCAGGUAAUCACAAUAGGGUUAGAUCGACCAGUUUGACCAGUUCAGCUAGUAAUUCCAAUUCUAACUUGAAUAGCGGAAGUUAUUCAAGUCAACCUGGAAGAUAUAUCGAUCAAAGUCAAAUCCCUCUACCACCUUUACCACUGCCGUUGCAAGGUCUGGGUGAAAGAUCGAGUAGUUUACCAAUGUCUCGGAUGAAUUCAUCUUCUUCACAACAUGGAUCUACCAUCUCGCAACGAUCUAUCCCUACUCUUGCUACACCUGCACCUGCCAACCCUCAGACUGUCCUUGGUAGACCUACACCUCCUUUACCGGAUCUUCCUCCCAAUAGAGGUGGCAGACCAAUAAAUAACCGAUCACCUUCUAUGCCUUCGUCGUCGUCAUCCACAGCCACAGCAUCAUUGGUGAAGCCGCAAGGAAGCGAAGAGGGCUUGCCGAUCCCACUGCCUAAAGAGGGGGUCAUGAUGGGCUCGGUGAUGAGGAGAGCGAACUCUGCUCAAACAGGAGGAUCGGGAUCACUAGAUUUCACUUCGAAUAGGAAAGAUCCUAGGAUAUGA
Messenger RNA from Kwoniella mangroviensis CBS 8507, 1407 nucleotides. RefSeq lists its product as uncharacterized. Gene Ontology annotation, cellular component: cytoplasm; nucleus. The record is from RefSeq and is a predicted model, not a curated record. Gene Ontology annotation, molecular function: protein binding. Bases 1 to 1407 code for a protein of 468 amino acids. Lineage: Eukaryota; Fungi; Basidiomycota; Tremellomycetes; Tremellales; Cryptococcaceae. The transcript has 3 exons.